AUGCAUUUCUCUCGUCGCGACGUGCUGUCCCAUACCCACGACACGACGACGCGACACGACGACGCGACACGACGACGUGACAACACGACCUCCUCAAGCAUGGCUCUGAGCAAGGACCAGAUCAAGAUUGUCGCAGAGAACCCACUCGAUGAGGCAUUUGCUACUGUUUGCAUUAAACUGCGCGAUUGCACCGAUGAGCUGCAAGUUGGUCUGGUUGCUAGCCUUCUGGGAGCGCUCCUCAACUCUUCCGCAGCAUACUUCCUACCUACACCAGACAGAAGCGGCAACAUUGCGGGAAAGUUAUUCGCCAUACAGCAGUCUGUCCGCGGAGGCUCAAUUUGUCUAGAAAAUUUCAGGCCACUUAUUGACGUUGCCAUCGCAAAAUCUUCCGAUGCCGAUAUCUGGGAGGCUGCCCUUUAUCUCCUGGACACUCUUGGCCCUCCUCCUCUGUCUAGCAUCACCCCGACCUUCAAAGGAACGCCAGUCAAGUCCAGGUCGAGUCGACUUGCCGAUAGCGAGACGCGUGAGAUUAUUGGGCGAGAGCUCUUCUACGAGAUAAAAGAUUGUACCUUCCGCAAUGUUGGGGGUUUCUGUGACAAGUAUUUUGAUACCAAGACCUGGUGUAAACAACAGAAAAAGAUGCUCAAGGGGAUGAUGGAAAUGCAUAACGGCAAGAAAUGGACGGAAUUUCCGGCCAGCCCUGAUGAAAAACCGGUCUGGGACUGGCUUCGAUUAGUAGAGGAGCGAAACCUAGCCGACGCACCAUACAAGCUCCAAACUACCAAAACCGCCAACCAGUUCAAGGAGCAAAGGGGCCGAAUGGAUCUCUUCUUUCGGAUAACAAGUAAAGGAGCAAGCGCAACCUUUGAGUUCAAGCAGGUCCUUGUUGUUGGAGAGCAAAAGAAGUCAUAUAACGAGGGCCGAUUAAAGGCAGAUCUCCUACACCUUACGCGCUAUAUCCGAGGGAUCUUUAUCGACCAACCCACACGCCGAUUUGUCCAUGGGUUUACCCUCUGCGCUUCUACAAUGGAGCUUUGGGUCUUUGAUCGGUCGGGGCCUUACAGCUCGGGACCAUUCGAUAUUCACGAUAAGCCGGAAAUAUUUGCGCGGGCUAUUGUUGGGUAUGCUACAAUGGACGAUAAUGCUAUGGGCUUGGACACAUUUAUUAAGCGGGAGGAUAGAUAUCGUCAUGUUAUACUGGACGAUACAGGGAGUAGCAGCAACGAAAUGAGGAUCAGGCUAGGGAUGCCAAUAGUCAGACAGAAGGCCAUCGUCUGUCGCGGAACAACAUGCUGCGAGGCCGAAAAUAGUAGUGUUGCAAAGUUCUCUUGGGCUUCAGACAAGCGAAAGCUUGAGAUUCACCAGCUCAAACUGGCAGCAGAAAGGGGCGUUCGGGGGGUAGCAAGAGCAGUGGCCUAUCGUCGCAUUACUACUAUUGCUGAAAUGCGCAUGGGGCUACAGUUUCCGGAACGUCACCAGUUCCGGAAUGAAGAAGUCUGCUUUAACGAUUCGCCAUCGGUUACACCAAGCGCAAAGACAUCGAGCAACAAGAGCAACAAGCGUGAAUCAUCAUUCGAUAAUACCUCUGAUGCGUCUGGACCUAAGCGGCUGCGGAAGAAUCGUCUCUCAAAGCUGCCCGCGAAUUUAAGCAAGCAGCUGUCCAUAACCAAGACUACGCCUAGCUUAUAUGCGUGUGGUGAGGGCCCAUGGGAGAAUAGGAUCUACUCAUGCCUCGUCAUUUCACCAGCUGGCCGUUAUAUCAGCAACUUUACAACAAUCAGGGAACUACUGGAGUCAAUGCGAGAUGCCAUCAAAGCACAUCAACCCCUGUAUAUGGCCGGUAAUAUUCUCCACCGGGAUGUCUCUUCCAAUAAUAUUAUUAUUACAGAGUCCAAGACUGCAGAUGGCUUUUGCGGUAUGCUUAUUGACCUUGAUCUAGCCGAGGUAAGAGAUGGUAGCCCGAGCGGAGCGCGGCACCGGACGGGCACGAUGCAAUUCAUGGCAGUCGAGGUGCUCCGCAAGACAGAUCAUACCUACCGCCAUGACCUCGAGUCAUUCUUUUACGUCCUGCUUUGGAUGUGUGCGCGCGAAUCAUGGACCAAAAACAACUUCAGCCGCGGAGACAAACCUUCCAAGAGUCGGCUCCGUAAGUGGCAAGUCGGGAGCUUUGACGAUAUUGCCGACGCCAAAUCGUAUCACAUGAGCAUCAACGGCCUCGAAACGAUUAUGGGCGAGUUUCCAGAAGCUUUCGACAUUGUCAAGCCGCUAUGCCUCCGGAUCAGGAAGAUUCUCUUCCCCUUGGACAAGGAUGAAAGGGUGAGCUUCGGAACCCCCCCGGGAGACCCAGACCAACUUUACAGGCCCAUGAUAGAAGCAUAUGACGAGGCUAUUGGAGGUCUGUAA
This is a messenger RNA of Drechmeria coniospora, 2403 nucleotides long. RefSeq names its product serine/threonine-protein kinase Sgk2. Gene Ontology annotation, biological process: protein phosphorylation. The record is from RefSeq and is a predicted model, not a curated record. Gene Ontology annotation, molecular function: ATP binding; protein kinase activity. NCBI's taxonomy places the organism in Eukaryota, Fungi, Ascomycota, Sordariomycetes, Hypocreales, Ophiocordycipitaceae. The transcript has a single exon. The coding region runs from base 1 to 2403 and encodes 800 amino acids.